Messenger RNA from Eucalyptus grandis, 1266 nucleotides. RefSeq lists its product as uncharacterized. Bases 89 to 1078 code for a protein of 329 amino acids. The transcript is spliced from 12 exons. NCBI's taxonomy places the organism in Eukaryota, Viridiplantae, Streptophyta, Magnoliopsida, Myrtales, Myrtaceae. The record is from RefSeq and is a predicted model, not a curated record. Gene Ontology annotation, cellular component: chloroplast.
UGCACCCGUGCGCAGUCUCUUCACCACUGAACCACUCCCACCACCACCACCACCUCCAACCACAGCGCACUCCGCAGUCCUCCCAACGAUGGCCGGAGUCCUGAACAUGCCUCAACCGCCGCUGCUGAGGCCAUUCUCGCGCCACCGCACGACCCUCAAGCCCUCGGUGGUUUCCGUCAGCGUCAGGGCGUCGAGUACCGACUCCCCUGAAACUUCCACGGCUACCAAGCCGCCGACUUUCGCUCCUCCCCCCGAUUUCAAGCCUCCCGAGCCGAAACGGUUCGGCGUGAGGCCGGACAAGGUCCUCGACGUCUUGGGUGCGUCUCUCGCCCUGAUCUUCCGAUUGGGCACCGGCGUUUUUGUCUCCGGGUACUCGGCAUCCUUUGCUUCCGAAAAUGAGAUUCCACCUGGCCAGUAUGCUUUAGAUAUUGCUGGUGUGAAGGUUAAGGAGACUUCAAAAUUAGGUCCUCGGCCAGAGAAGCCUAUUGAAAUUUAUGAGUUUGAGAGCUGUCCUUUUUGUCGAAAGGUUAGGGAAAUUGUUGCAGUAUUGGAUCUUGAUGUUAUAUUCUAUCCAUGCCCACGAAAUAGUCCAAAUUUCCGUCCCAAGGUGGCUCAGAUGGGCGGGAAAAAACAAUUUCCAUAUAUGGUAGAUCCAAACACUGGAGUCGCGAUGUAUGAAUCGGAUGAUAUAAUCAAGUAUUUGGUAACAAAAUAUGGUGAUGGAAGUGUUCCUGUUUUGUUAUCUCUAGGUCUUCUCACGACCCUGACUGAAGGCUUUGCUAUGAUUGGUCGCAUGGGAAAGGGUUCAUCUUACACACCCGCAAAACUACCACCAAAGCCGCUAGAGAUAUGGGCAUAUGAGGGGUCUCCAUUUUGCAAGCUUGUACGUGAAGUACUAGUGGAGUUAGAACUACCUCACCUAGUUCGCAGUUGUGCCCGUGGCAGCCCAAAACGGCAAGUUCUCUAUGAGAAAGCUGGGCAUUUUCAGGUACCUUAUUUGGAAGACCCAAAUACAGGGGUGCAAAUGUUUGAAAGUGCAGAGAUUGUGGAGUAUCUUAGAGCUACUUAUGCCCUUUAAUAAGUGGAGCUAUAAUUACAAGUAUACACACACAUGUAUUUUGCAAUUUUAGAUUGAAUUGCCUGAAACUGAUGCUUGUGGUAAGAAGCAGAAACCUGCUUCUGUUAUGUUGUAUAUAUAAGCAGCAACGUUUACUGCCCUACCUUUUGUAACUUGCUUCGUGCUUUUUCACUUUGAUCUUGGAUGAA